GCCUCCCAACAUGGCGGUUCAGUCACUGUAAGGCGCAUUUUCUAAGAUGAAUUUGUGUCAAUGAAGCAGCAUUAUCUGAUACGUUUUUGUUAUCAUAUACAGUUGGAAAGCGUUUGUGAGUUGUGUUUUUGCUCUCCAGGUGUUGAGACUUACUUGAAUUGAAUUUCACCAUGUCAGCUGUCAGUGGUGACCCAGGAGGGUCACGGACCAGUGUUGCCUCCCAGUUCUUCAGUGGAGUCGACGAUGCAGCAAUUGACAUGACUACCAGUGAGAAGGUUGUGGAUUUACUAAACCAGGCAGCUUUGACUAGUGGAGAAAGUAAACUCACUAUGCUAAAACAGGUACAAGAGCUGAUUAUUAACAAGGAUCCAUCUCUUCUUGAUAAUUUCUUAGAUGAAAUCAUUGCAUUCCAAACAGAUAAAUCUAUGGAAGUUCGAAAACUUGUUAUUGGUUUCAUUGAGGAAGCUUGUAAAAGAGACAAUGAGCUGCUGUUGAAACUUAUUGCUAACCUGAACAUGCUUCUUAAGGAUGAGAGUGUCAAUGUAGUGAAAAAAGUAAUCCUGACGAUGACUCAGCUAUACAAAGUUGCAUUGCAGUGGGUGGUUAGAUUGAAAGUGAUCAAUGAGCUUCAGGAGGCAUGUUGGGAAAUGGUGACCAGUAUGAAAGAUGAGAUCAUUAUGAUGCUGGACUCUGACAAUGAUGGAAUCAGAACCCAUGCCAUCAAAUUUGUGGAAAGUCUCAUCAUCACACUCUCACCUAGAACACCCGACUCUGAAGUUCCAAAGAGGCAAGAGAAUGACAUCAGCUUGGAGAGAAUCCCCAAAGACCAUCCUAAUGUCCACUAUAACUCUUUGGCUGAGGAAGGGAAGAAGGCCUUGGAACAGCUUCUGAAAUUUAUGGUCCAUCCUGCAAUAUCCAGCAUUAACUUGACAGCAGCACUAGGAUCUCUGGCAAUUAUUGCCAGGCAGCGACCCAUGUUCAUGUCAGAGGUCAUCCAAGCAUAUGAGACACUGCAUGCAAAUCUGCCCCCAACAUUGGCCAAAUCCCAAGUGAGCAGUGUUAGGAAAAACCUGAAGCUGCAUUUAUUGAGUGUCCUAAAGCAUCCUUCCUCCUUGGAGUUCCAUGGCCAGAUUACAACACUACUGCUGGAUUUAGGCACUCAGCAACAGGAGAUUGCUCGUAACAUGCCAAACAUCAAAGAUGUGCGCAAGAGGCAACGUGAAGAGGCAGAACCUGGCUUGAAAAAGAUAAAAAUUGAACCUGCUCUGGCUGAAGAUGAAGAUGACAAAGAUAUAGAACAAGCUUCUGUACCCUCUCCAAAGCUAUCUUCAACGCAAGGGACACAAUCUGCUAUUGAUAUUACAGCAGAGUUUUUACUGCCUUUGCUGAAUGCAGAAAAUGUUGCUAAUCUAGUGCUGAUUAGCAUGGUCUAUCUCCCGGAUAUAAUGCCUGCUUCUUUCCAAGCCACAUAUACUCCAGUGGAAUCUGCUGGCACAGAAGCCCAAAUCAAGCAUCUUGCUCGACUCAUGGCCACACAGAUGACAUCUGCCAACAUUGGCCCAGGUGUGGAGCAGCUCAAGCUGAACAAAGAUUUGCCCAAAGAAGAGCCCGAUGCAAAACCAGAGAGUGUGCUUAUCAAACGACGACUUUCCGCUUUACCGAUUGGUCAAGCAAUCUCUGUAGUGGGUACAACAUACUCUGGACAAGGAAGAGGAGAGGAAGACAAGCAACCAUUGGCCAAACGGCGACCAGAACCAAUCAUGCCUUCUGCACAGAUCAAGUCUACAGGGGUCAGUGGGAGGAAAAAAGUAUUUCGUCUGGCUGAUGUCAUCCAGCCCCUAUCAGAGGCCCAAAAUGACAAAUUGAAAGACAUGUCUAUUAAGAGAAUACUUCAUGCAGAAAAAUCUAUAGCUCGGUGUGGGAUGUCGCAUGUGCGUGUGAAGAUCCUUUCUCGUUUGGUAACACAGUUUGAUGGGAACAUGAAAGGAGAUGUGGUUGAGUUUAUUCUUGAAGAUAUCAGAAACCGCAGCGACUUGGCCUUUGCACUUCUCUAUCAAGAAUACAAUAUGUACUUAAGUGAAUAUCCCUCAGGUUCCUUAGACAGCUAUGAUGAAUGUCUAAUUGGGUUGCUGUCUGGACUACAGGAAAAACCAGAUCAGAGAGAUGGGCUGUUUACCAAACUUGUCUUAGAAGCUCCGCUUAUAACAGAGACAGCUUUGGAAGUUAUCCGCAAGUACUGCGAGGAUGAGACACGUGUUUAUUUAGGCAUGACUACAUUGCGAGAUCUGAUUUUCAAACGGCCUUCGAGACAAUUUCAAUAUCUGCAUGUGCUCCUGGAUCUCAGCUCACAUGAAAAAGACAAGGUGCGUACCCAGGCUCUGACGUUCAUCAAGAGGAUGUAUGAGAAAGACCAACUACGAGAUUAUAUUGAAAAGUUUGCUCUGAACUAUAUGCAACUUCUUGUUCACCCUAAUCCCCCAUCUUUGCUCUUUGGGGCUGACAAGGACACAGAGGUGGCUGCUCCGUGGACUGAGGAUACAGUAAAGCAGUGCUUGUAUCUCUACUUAUCUCUCCUUCCUUUAAAUCAUCGCCUAAUUCAUGAGUUGGCAUCCGUCUACACAGAAGCUAUUGCUGACAUUAAACGCACUGUCCUCCGAGUUAUUGAGCAACCAAUCAGAGGCAUGGGAAUGAACUCUCCAGAGCUUCUCCUCUUGGUGGAGAACUGCCCUAAGGGAGCAGAGACACUUGUCACUCGCUGCCUGCACAUCCUCACAGAUAAAGUACCUCCUUCUCCAGAGUUGGUUAAGCGUGUCCGAGACCUGUAUCACAAGAGAGUACCAGAUGUUCGAUUCCUUAUACCAGUGCUUAAUGGGUUGGAGAAGAAAGAAGUGAUCCAAGCUCUGCCUAAACUGAUCAAGUUAAAUCCGAUUGUUGUAAAAGAAGUUUUUAACCGGCUACUUGGGACACAGCACAGUGAAGGGAGCUCAACGGUGUCACCAUUGACCCCUGGAGAACUGCUUAUAUCUCUGCACAACAUUGACUCCACAAAAUGUGAUAUGAAGUCCAUCAUAAAAGCUACAAAUCUUUGUUUUGGUGAAAAGAAUGUGUACACAUCAGAAGUAUUAGCUGUUGUUAUGCAGCACCUAAUGGAGCAAAGUCCACUACCAAUGCUUUUGAUGAGAACUGUAAUCCAGUCCAUGACUAUGUACCCAAGGCUGAGUGGCUUUGUCAUGAAUAUCCUAUCCCGUCUCAUCAUCAAGCAGGUAUGGAAGUAUCCAAAGGUCUGGGAGGGUUUCAUCAAGUGCUGCCAAAGAACUAAGCCUCAGUCAUUUACAGUUCUGCUUCAGCUGCCUCCUCCUCAGCUCAGCAGUGUCUUUGACAAGUGUCCUGAGCUCCGUGAACCUCUGCUUGCCCACGUCCGGUCUUUCACACCAAACCAGCAAGCACAUAUUCCAAAUUCAAUCAUGAAUGUUUUAGAGGCCAAUACAAAGCAAGAAGUGGAAACUGUAGAGAUGAAAGAGCAAGAGGAGGAGCCACGUGUUAGCAGUACACGUGCAGCUGUUCCUGAUAUCAUAGCAGCUCGGCUUGCACAGGAGAAGGAGCUGAAACGACAGAUGGAGGAAGAAGGGCGGACAAAGAAACAACCUAUUAGCCUGGCUGCUGCCCUAUUAGAUGAAGUCCUAGAAAUGCAGGAUGAGAUGCUAGACAAAGAUGAAGAUGCUCUUAUUUUGGACCCCAGUCAGGAAGUGAAUACACCCAACUUAAAGGACAACCCUGUAGAAUCUGAAAACAAUGAAAUUCAUGCAGAUAGUGAUGAACCUUUGUUUCUUGAUAAAGAAGAGCCAAUGGAGGAACAGGUUGAAGAUCCACCUACUGUACCUGUUGAAACACAGGAGGUCGCAGAAGAAAGCACAACAGAGGACAAGAAGGAGGAAGAACUUUAGCUUCUCUUUGAGAUUCCAACUCAAGAAUACUUUAACACCCUGAUUUUCCUUUCAGACUUACAACUGGAGACGUAAUGUAUUUGGUUGUAUGGACUUCUGGUGAAUUUUCAUCAUUUCCAAUGGAAAUGCAUAGAAUGACUGUUUCAAAUAAUAAAACCCCAACACACAGAAAAAAAAGAGUGGCUGGACUUUGGUUAAUGGUGAGGUCAAAUAUUGUUUGUACAAGGAUGCUAAUGGAAAAAUAUCAUUUGUUUAAAGCCAUUCAUUCUGAAAAUGGCAGUGCCAUAUUUAAGACAGGAACCCAGAAAGUGGAAGACAGAUCCUGCUAACAAUCCACACAACACGGCUUCAUCUGCAAAAUUUUGAGGCAGAAAUCUCCAUGAAUGCAGUGGAGGACAUACAGACAUGACACAGAGGCCACUAGGCCUGAAUUCAAAUCUGGAGCCAAAGCCAUGUGUGGUGUUAUUUGCCUACUGUACUACUCUGCUGCUAUGUACAGUAACAGAAUGAGAAUGUUGUUUAAUGUGUUCAAAUGGGAAAUUCCGGUCAACUCGCCGCCUUUCCUUUGUACAGGUGCAUCUCAAUAAAUUAGAAUAUCAUCGAAAAGUUAA
Messenger RNA from Polypterus senegalus (gray bichir), 4555 nucleotides. RefSeq names its product symplekin (gene sympk). The coding region runs from base 171 to 3944 and encodes 1257 amino acids. The record is from RefSeq and is a predicted model, not a curated record. Gene Ontology annotation, cellular component: mRNA cleavage and polyadenylation specificity factor complex. NCBI's taxonomy places the organism in Eukaryota, Metazoa, Chordata, Cladistia, Polypteriformes, Polypteridae. The transcript has 27 exons.